AUGGAGCCGCCGGUGUACAAGCUCAUAUCCCUGGACUCGGCAUCGCUCGAGCAGAGUCUCUCCCACCUAUCGAUGCGCAUUGCGCAGGUGGAAGACUCGAUGCCGGCCCACCCAGCGUUCGCCUCGUUCGCUGAGCGCAUCGCCCAAGUGGAGACCAAGGUCGCAUCCCUGCACUUGUCUCUAUCGUCGACUCCAGUGCUCGCUUCGUCACUGCCGUCCUUCGUCAAAGAAUCGCACGUCUCGGACGACGACGAGAGUCGGUCCAGCGUCGGUAUCAGUCUCGACGAGCUGCGCGCCUCGCAGAUGAAGAUCAAGCUCGAGCACGACCUUCGCUUCUCCACACUGCAGCUUGAGCUCGAGAAGGUCAAGCGCAGCUUGGGGGCGGUCCCGUCCGAAGCCGACCACGACGUCUGGAAGCAGAGUCUCGUCGCCGAGAUGGCCGAUGCCAUUUUAAAGGCCAAGGCCAGCGGCGCGGCCGCCGAGCAAAUGACCAGCGAAAAGCUCGCUCAACACGCUCUGGAGGCAGCCCGCUGGAAAAGCGAUUUUGAGGCGUCGUUGAGCAAGCGUCUCGAUGGUGUCGUCGGCCUCAUCCAGGCCAAUGCCGCCGCGAUCAACGACGUUACCACCGCCACGGAGAAGCGACUGACGCUGCAAGAAAACGGCAUUUCCGUCAUGGAGCAAACGGCGCAGUACCUUCGCUCGACAACAAGCAGUAUCGACGACGACCGCGCCGCCGUCCACAGUCGUCUCGACGCCGUCGAAGCCAACGUGCAUCACGUCGUGACGCAAUGCAGUGACGUCCAGACCACGGUGGACCGUCAAGUGCGCAUCAACCAAACCAUUCUCGACACAGUCGACAGCGUCGAGAAGAAGAUGAUCCAGCGCAUUGCAGACUCGGAUGCCAAAGCCGCGGCGACAGAUGGCCUCCUCCGUGGCGAGCGGCACCACACGGAGCUCUUGGUGCAAGACGUGCGCAAUCUUGUGGGAACGUCGAUGGCGACGAUGGACGUUGAAGCGCGCAAGCUAAGCUUAACGAUUGAGACGUUGACCACGCUCCAGACGCAUUUGAGUCAAACGGACGAGGCGGUCCGGUCCCACACUGUGGCGCUCGAAGUUUUGGCCAAGCACGACGACACGCUCAAGCAGCACCAGCUGCGUUUGGCCGAACUCGACCGAUCGAUUGCGAUGCAAGUCGAGAAGGACCGCGUGCGCCUCGAGCGACUAGAAAACGACUACUCGUCGCUAAAACACCGCGUCAACGAAAACGAGUGGGUCGCCAACGAAAACAACAAGAUCUUUCACGAGCAGCUGCACCAAUUGCACCAACUGGCCAAAACCACCGAGGGCGCGCUCGCGACGCUCGCGGGGCAGAUGCCCAGUCUUCAGGUACCUUGA
Messenger RNA from Saprolegnia parasitica CBS 223.65, 1395 nucleotides. RefSeq lists its product as hypothetical. Lineage: Eukaryota; Oomycota; Saprolegniomycetes; Saprolegniales; Saprolegniaceae. The transcript has 9 exons. The coding region runs from base 1 to 1395 and encodes 464 amino acids. The record is from RefSeq and is a predicted model, not a curated record.